AUGCGGAGGAGUGCUCUCCUCUCUCUCCUCUUCGUCUGCCGAUGGUUCGGCCGUACUCUUCUCAAGAUGGGAAGGCGGAUGCUGUUUGUGAGUCUAUGCAACCAGCUGUAUGCUGUGGCGUUCUUCACCAAAUGCCAAAAACAAAGGAUUUCAGAGAAACCGAAGGCAAGGAGGGUGCUUGAGGGUUCGUGUUCAUCUCCUCACGCCGCGCCGGAAACAGGGUACGGGCUCUGGCAACGGCAGAGAAGUGCUCAUCCGCGGCGUAGGGGUCAGAAAAGGAAGUUGGUGACAAAAAUGAUGGAGUGUGAUAUAAACUACUGCCAAACAAAGAGAAGACGAUUGGUCUGGAAGAAGAAGGGAUGGCGUUUCAAGCUACCUUCGCUGGAAGAAUUGGAGGGCCUGGGUAUAAAAGAUACCCCGAAUUACGGCCAAGACGGUGCAGGCCCCAUGGUGGAGCGUACACCGACGAGCAUAACCAACAAAGGAGUGGGGAGACGUUCCCAUGUCACUGGGUUGGCAGUCCGGUGGGGGUCCCUAGACUGCGAUCUAAACCUCUGCCAAGUGGCGGAGAAAAUCGUGAAUGAUCUGGCCUUAACCUCCUAUCGUAUUGUUCAAGAGUGUACCCACCCAGCUUCUGACUGGUGGGAUCUCUUUGGACGACAAUGUGGCGAUCGGCGGAACUCCCCCCCGGCGGCGAGAUAG
Linum trigynum is the source of this 702-nucleotide messenger RNA. The record is from the annotation of a GenBank genome assembly. NCBI's taxonomy places the organism in Eukaryota, Viridiplantae, Streptophyta, Magnoliopsida, Malpighiales, Linaceae.